Molecule: messenger RNA, 1575 nt
Organism: Trichoderma asperellum CBS 433.97
Lineage: Eukaryota; Fungi; Ascomycota; Sordariomycetes; Hypocreales; Hypocreaceae
Source: RefSeq, a predicted model, not a curated record
AUGCCUUUGUGGCCUUGCAAGAGCUUUAUUGCAAAGCUCCCCCCGAGAACUGUCAUUGAAGCCUUGAUUAGGUUAUUUUUUGAUGAAGUAAACUCCCACUACUUCAUCCUUGAACAUUUUUACUUCAAUGACUUGUUUUCACGCUGGCCACCACAAGAAGGGAUAGAUCCUGUCAAGUAUUUGAAUUCCGUGCAGCUUUCAACGGAAUUACGAUACUUUCCCUCUGUACUUUUCCAAAUCAUUGCUCUCUCCCUGCAGUUCUUACCACCUGAUUGGGAUGUUUUAUCUGGUACAUCAUUUGAGCUUGCUACUUCACGCACGUAUAGCGAUCUUGGCGAUGAGCUGCUAUACCUUUUGGGGAGACCCGGGCUUGCCAUAACUGCAGUUCAAGCGGAUUUCCUGAGAUCAUCGUGGCUAAAGAACUGCGGGCGAGCAGUUGAAGCCUGGCAUACGAUUGGGCAUGCCAUUAGACAGGCUCAGGAACUUGGACUGCAUCGACAAAAAGACGUAUAUCAGUCAAAUAAAAGUAAUAUUGAAGAAACGCUGAAUGCGUUUUGGUACGAGCAAAACAAGAAGCGCUUAUGGAUUAAUCUCUUUGUAUGGGAUGGUUACGUGGCUAUGAUUCUAGGCCGCCCUCGAAUGAUUCACAUGGACGACUGUGAUACAACGCCUCCCAUCGAUUGCAGCAUUCCUGGUGAUCCCUCUACGGCUGUACCAAUGACAGUGCGCCUCGAAGAUAGCCCUAACAUCUCCACAGCCUCAGCGCCUCUUUUUCGUUAUGCUCUCGCUUGCAAAGUACAUGAGAUGCGAGCUGUCAAAGCCGAUCGUCCUCGUCCAAAAGAUUAUUCUGUUGUCCAAAAGCUCCACAACGACAUAAUAUCGCUGGUGGAAACAUUGCCCGCUUUUUUGAGGCAGAAGAGUCCAGACACUACCUGGGACCAGGAUCAUCCAUAUCUGCCGCAGCUCCGUGAAGAAUUACAAGUCAUGGCAAAUUUGUUUCUCAUGACAUUACACCGGCCGCACAUCAUUUCUAAUUUGGAGAGCCGAAAAGCUGCUUUGCAAGCUUCACUUGAGACGCUUGGUUGCCAGCUGAUCUCCUUUACACAUGCCAAACAGCAUCAAUAUCAUCUAUUUGGACUGGCGUUCUAUACCAUCGAAGCUUCACUUCUUAUCUCCAUCAUCAUGAUUUUAUUCCCGCCACAGAACUAUGAGAUUAAACAAAAGGUCAGCCACAGCCUUCAACAAGCAAUCGAGAGCCUCUCAGAAAUGAGGCCUUUCAACCCAAUGGCUGCGUCGGGCUUAGAUAUCAUUCAACAUUGCUAUCAAAGGAUUAAGACAACGAUUGAUCUAAUGGGUGAUCUCAACCAAGAAGAUCUUUUUCAACCCCUAAGCUCGCAAGCCGCGUCUUCCCAACCCAACCUAACUUCAGAACAGGCCUCUUCAAUGAGUUUUGCGUCGACAUUUCCAGACAGCUUCAAUCAAACAUACUGGCUGGAUCAAUUGAGUGUUAUUGAUCCAUUCAUUUCAGAUCAGGACUCUGGUAAUCUCUGGGAAAACUUCUUGUUUGAUUCGUAG